CCAGGCAGAGGCGCUCCUCACCUCCCAGACGAUGGGUGGCCGGGCAGAGGUGCUCCUCACCUCCCAGACGGGGCGGCCCGGCAGAGGCGCUCCUCACCUCCCAGAUGGGGCGGCUGGGCAGAAGCACUGCCCACCUCCCAGAUGGGGCGGCCAGGCAGAGGCGCUCCUCACAUCCCAGACGAUGGGCAGCCAGGCAGAGUUGCUCCUCACUUCCCAGAUGGGGCGGCCGGGCAGAGGCGCUCCCCACUUCCCAGACGGGGUGGCAGGGCAGAGGCGCUGCUCACUUCCCAGACAAUGGGCGGCCAGGCAGAGGCGCUCCUCACCUCCCAGACGGGGCGGCCGGGCAGAGGUGCUCCUCACUUCCCAGACGGGGCAGCCGGGCAGAGGCGCUCCUCACCUCCCAGACGGGGCGGCCGGGCAGAGGUGCUCCUCACUUCCCAGACGGGGCAGCCGGGCAGAGGCGCUCCUCACUUCCCAGAAGCGGCGGCCAGGUAG
This is a messenger RNA of Pan troglodytes (chimpanzee), 495 nucleotides long. Its product is annotated as calcium-binding protein P-like. The transcript has 4 exons. Lineage: Eukaryota; Metazoa; Chordata; Mammalia; Primates; Hominidae. The record is from RefSeq and is a predicted model, not a curated record. The annotation marks the transcript as partial.